This is a messenger RNA of Nothobranchius furzeri (turquoise killifish), 2890 nucleotides long. RefSeq names its product cactin (gene cactin). The record is from RefSeq and is a predicted model, not a curated record. Gene Ontology annotation, cellular component: spliceosomal complex; cytoplasm. Lineage: Eukaryota; Metazoa; Chordata; Actinopteri; Cyprinodontiformes; Nothobranchiidae. Gene Ontology annotation, biological process: mRNA cis splicing, via spliceosome; negative regulation of innate immune response. Gene Ontology annotation, molecular function: protein binding.
GUAAUUUUUUCUGUCAUAGCACACGUUAGAGUAUGCGAACAUUAAACAUAGACAUAUGUUUUUAUUAGUGCGAUUGUAAACGUUAUUAUAAUCAACAGUGUUUCGUCGAUGCCUCCUAUUUACGCGACAGACUGCAUUUAGGGCCCCGAAAAGAAGAAAGUUCGUGAUGGGUUCGAAAACACGGCGUAGGUCUCGUUCCAGGUCCAUAAGUCGGGGCAGAGAUCACCGAAACAAGUCCAGAGUAAACAGGUCGCGAUCUCCAGAUGAGAGGAGAGGUCGCAACAGGUCUCCGAGCCCGAAAAGGACCACACUGGGUCGAGGCAGAUCCAGCAGCGAGGCUUCGAGCGAUGGCUCUCGGGCCCGACCUCAACAUAGGGGCCGAUCAGGGUCCAGGAGUGAAUCGGAGGGGGACAGAUGUCGAAGAGCGCCGCGCCACAGCAGCAAAUCAAAGGAUCGUGUAUCGAGUCCUGAUUCAGAUAAUUCCAAGAUGAGAAGGAGAAGGAAAGAGAUGGAGAAACGCAGCAGUAGAUCCCACGAGAGAAGAAGGGGAAGGUCCCAGUCUGCCUCUGAUUCAAGUGAUGCAAGCAGAGAAAGAGAAAGGAGGAGGAGAAGAAACAGUCCAGUCAGAGACAGACAGAUGAGGGAGCGGUGGAGAAGCAACAGCAGAGACAGAGAAAGGACAAAAGACAGGGACGAAAGCUGGACGAGAAGGAAGAGCAAGGAGAGGGAAAGGGAGAGGGGGAGGAGUAAGAGGAGCAGAGAUAGGGCUGAUGGGAACAGAGGGAGGCAAAGCCCCAGUUCUUCCGAGUCAUCUGAGAGUUCAGGGUCAGAUUGCGAGAGCCGAGCAAUCAAAGAGAAAACUGAGAGGAAGAACAAGAGGGAGAUGAUGAAAGCACUGGAGACGCCAGAGGAGAAGAGAGCCAGAAGGUUGGCGAAGAAAGAAGCUAAGGAGAAAAAAAGGAGAGAAAAGAUGGGGUGGAGUGAGGAAUACAUGGGGUACACCAACGCAGACAAUCCUUUUGGUGACAAUAACCUAUUAGGAACCUUUAAAUGGCAGAAGGCGCUGGAUAAGAAGGGUAUCGGCCAUCUUGGUGAAAAAGAUCUUAAAGAAAGGAACAAAUGUAUUCAGGAGGAGAACCGCAGAGAGCUGCAGAAGGUGAAACAGCUGAGGCUGGAGCGGGAACGAGAAAAAGCCAUGAGGGAGACGGAGCUGGAAAUGCUGCAGAGAGAGAAGGAGGCAGAGCACUUCAAAACCUGGGCUGAACAGGAGGACAACUUCCAUCUGCAGCAGGCCAAACUAAGAUCCAAGAUUAGGAUUCGCGAUGGCCGUGCGAAGCCCAUCGACCUUCUGGCAAAGUACAUCAGUGCUGAGGAUGAUGAUCUGGCCGUGGAGAUGCACGAACCAUACACAUUCCUCAAUGGGCUGACUGUCACCGACAUGGACGAUCUGCUAGAGGACAUAAAGGUAUACAUGGAGCUCGAGCAAGGGAAGAACGUGGACUUCUGGAGAGACAUGACGACGAUCACAGAGGAUGAGAUCAGCAAACUGAGGAAACUGGAGGCUUCUGGGAAAGGGCCAGGCGAUCGUCGCGAGGGCAUCAACACCGCUGUCAGCACAGAUGUUCAGUCUGUGUUCAAAGGAAAAACAUACAGUCAGCUCCAGGCUCUGCACCUGAACAUUGAGUCAAAGAUUCGGGCUGGAGGAUCCAAUCUUGACAUUGGUUACUGGGAGAGUCUGCUGCAGCAGGUCCGAGUCUACAUGGCCAGAGCCAGGUUAAGAGAGCGACACCAGGAUGUGCUGCGCCAGAAGCUCUUUAAGCUGAAACAGGAACAGGGAGUGGAAAGUGAACCCUUAUUCCCCAUCAUCAAAGAAGAUCCAGGCAGUGAGGAAGAUGAGGAGAGAGCGGUGAGGGAGCGCUCGGCAGAAGAACGAGGCCCGUUGGCGCCAUCCACCAGAGAGAAUAAGACCAGAGAAACUGAGGAAGAGGAGGAGCCUCGUCCUUCCACAUCUGCAGCUGGAAAUCAGGAUGAAGAUGGAGGAGAGAAGAGCGAGGGGAAGGAUGAUGAGGAGAAGGGUGAGGCCGUGUUGACGGAGGAGGACCUGAUCCAACAGAGCCAGGCGGAUUACGACUCGGGCCGCUACAGCCCCACGCUGCUCACGACCUCUGAGCUGCCGCUGGACUCUCACACGAUCACCCCAGAGGAAGACACCCACAGGCUGCAGCUGGCCCGCAGGCAGCUCCAAGUCACUGGUGACGCCAAUGAAAGCGCUGAGGACGCCUUCGUACGGCGAGCCAAAGAAGGCAUGGGCAACGACGAGGCUCAGUUCAGCGUGGAGAUUCCCGUCUCUGGGAAAAUGUAUCUGUGGGCGGAUAAAUACCGUCCCAGGAAGCCCCGCUUCUUCAACAGGGUCCACACGGGCUUCGAGUGGAACAAAUACAACCAGACGCACUACGACUUCGACAACCCCCCUCCCAAGAUCGUCCAGGGCUACAAGUUCAACAUCUUCUACCCCGACCUGAUCGACAAGCGCUCCACCCCUCAGUACUUCCUGGAGCCUUGUCCCGACAACAAGGACUUUGGGAACCUACGGUUCCACGCCGGCCCACCGUACGAGGACAUUGCUUUUAAGAUUGUGAACAGAGAGUGGGAAUACUCGCACCGACACGGUUUUCGCUGUCAGUUCGCUAACGGCAUCUUUCAGCUGUGGUUCCACUUCAAGAGAUAUCGCUACAGGAGAUGAGAGAACAAAUCCCCAGGAACUGGAUUUUACACGUGUAAUUAUUCAUUUUGGCUGUACGGUGUUGUAUUCAGCUGCUCUCGCAGAAAGGGCAGUCACAGAUGUUGCAGUUGUCGUCUGCUCAGUACUCAAUAAAGUUUUUCUCACUUC